AUGAAGAAGAAAAGUAAAAAGGACGAAAAGGACAAAAUUGAAGUUAAGAAAGAUAAAAAGGAGUUAAAAUCAAAAAGAACAGAAGUGAAGCUAAAAAAAGAUAGAAGUGCUGUAAAAGACUAA
Molecule: messenger RNA, 123 nt
Organism: Dentiscutata erythropus
Lineage: Eukaryota; Fungi; Glomeromycota; Glomeromycetes; Diversisporales; Gigasporaceae
Source: the annotation of a GenBank genome assembly